This is a messenger RNA of Klebsormidium nitens, 625 nucleotides long. NCBI's taxonomy places the organism in Eukaryota, Viridiplantae, Streptophyta, Klebsormidiophyceae, Klebsormidiales, Klebsormidiaceae. The record is from the annotation of a GenBank genome assembly.
GGAAUAUGCAAGUCCGAUCAGCCAGGGGAAGCUGAGCGGACUCCAUAUGAACCAGAGACAGAUGAUGAAGUGUAAUGCAUCCACAAGUGUUGGUCCGAUGCGGCAAGAAUCCAUCGACAGCUUGGAGAGGCCUUUUACUGAAUCCUGGCAGCUUGACAAUGACUGGGACGAUCAAAGCGAACCAUCCGGGAUGUUUGAAGCUGGAUACCUCAUGUACACACUGGUCAUGGAGGUGGUCGAGAAAUCUUUCGGGGGGAGAUUGCUCCUCACCAGGACCCCCCCAGACAUCCGCCACUUUCAGAGCCAAGACGGGUCUGUGGUUGGGGAGUUGGUAUUUUGGAGGGGCAAUGGAAAGGACACUGUCCGACUUGUUCAAUCCAAGCUCAAGGUGGAGCGCCCCGGCAUGCCGGGCCAGCCUGGCGCCAAGGUCUGCCGGUGGAGCGUGUUCCUGAUGCUCGGCCCAGCCACAGACGCCCCCCAUUACGUGCUGGAGCUCUCUGUGUCGCCCACCUUGAUCUUUGUUUCGACCGACAUGCUCCCCCGAAGAGAUCUGGUCAUGCACCAAGCCUACUUGGACGAAGUUUACGAGACGUCCGGAGCUCGCGAGAUGCAUUCGAAGAUUUAA